Molecule: messenger RNA, 2414 nt
Organism: Rhodofomes roseus
Lineage: Eukaryota; Fungi; Basidiomycota; Agaricomycetes; Polyporales; Fomitopsidaceae
Exons: 14
Coding region: 52-2340 (762 amino acids)
Biological process (GO): threonyl-tRNA aminoacylation
Cellular component (GO): cytoplasm
Molecular function (GO): ATP binding; threonine-tRNA ligase activity
Source: RefSeq, a predicted model, not a curated record
CUCAGCUCGAGCGUUACUAUACGCUCCGAGUCACCAGGAUCGAUUGCUUGCAUGCUUCGUGUGCUGACUCGCUUUCAGCACCUACAAUCGCGGCGUAUAUCUUCGCUUCGGGUUCCGACUUGUCAGGCCUCCAAACUUCGCUUGCAUUCGACCAUGGCGCAGCCAGUCGCGUCUACCUCGCAGCCUGCGCAACUGCCCGCCCUAGAAGGGCCUCAUCUGGGCCAAAAUGAGGGCAAGAAACCUAAAGACAAGAAGGAGAAAGCAGCGGCAGCGGGUGGGCAGCCAUUGGAGCUGAACCCGCGGCCAGCGUACUUCGAUCACCGCAUAAAGAUGUUCGACCAGUUGAAGUCGGAACAUGAUGAGUGGGUCAAAGCACAAGCGCGUCAAGAAAUCGAGAUCACAAUGCCCGACGGCUCGAAGCGUAAGGGCACGAGUUGGGAAACGAGCCCCAUGGACAUCGCGAAGGAGAUUUCUAAAGGUCUCGCGGAUCGCGUCGUGAUUGCGAAGGUGAACGGCGACGUGUGGGAUCUGGAGCGGCCGCUGGAGGGCUCGUGCACGCUCGAGUUGCUCGACUUCGAGCACCCGGAAGGCAAACGCGUCUUCUGGCACUCGUCUGCGCACGUCCUGGGCGAGGCGGCAGAGCGUCACUACGGCUGCCACCUGUGCAUCGGCCCCCCGACGGACGAUGGCUUCUUCUAUGAGAUGGCGAUGGAAGACAGGGCUGUGCAGAACUCGGACUACCCUGCGCUAGAGAAACUGUCAGACAUGGCCGUGAAGGAGAAGCAGAAGUUUGAGCGGAUCCUAGUCUCGAAGGAGAAGCUGCUAGAGAUGUUCGGGUACAACAAAUACAAGAAGCAUCUCAUCGAGACGAAGAUCCCCGACGGCGGAGCGACGACGGUGUACCGCUGCGGACCGAUGAUCGAUCUCUGCGUGGGCCCUCACAUCCCACACACGGGCAAGAUCAAGGCGUUCAUGGUGACCAAGAACUCGGCAUCGUACUUCCUCGGUGACCCGAACAAUGACUCGCUGCAGCGGGUCUACGGAAUCUCGUUCCCGGACAAGAAGCAGAUGGCCGAGUACAAGGUGUUCCUCGCCGAGGCCGCGCGGAGAGACCACCGCAAGAUUGGCAAGGAGCAGGAGCUGUUCUUCUUCAACGACCUGAGCCCGGGCAGCAGCUUCUUUUUGCCCCACGGCACGCGCAUCUACAACACGCUCUUGGAGCUCAUGCGAUCCGAAUACUUCAAGCGCGGCUACCAGGAGGUCAUCUCGCCGAACAUGUACAACUCAAAGUUGUGGGAGACGUCCGGCCACUGGCAAAACUACAAGGAUGACAUGUUUACAUUGUCCGUGGAGAAGGAGCAGUGGGCGCUGAAGCCGAUGAACUGCCCCGGGCACUGUCUCAUCUUCGACAGCCGCGACCGGAGCUACAAGGAGUUGCCGAUCCGCAUGGCGGAGUUCGGUAUCAUCCACCGUAACGAAGCGAGCGGUGCCCUGAGUGGCCUGACCCGUGUGCGGAGGUUCGUGCAGGAUGAUACACACAUCUUCUGCAUGCCUUCUCAGAUCGAAGACGAGAUUGGACUGCUCUUCGAUUUCCUGCAGCAUAUUUACGGCCUAUUUGGCUUCGAGUUCAAGCUUGAGCUCUCCACUCGCCCCGAGAACUACCUCGGAACGAUCGAGACGUGGAACGAGGCUGAGGCGCAAUUGAAGCGAGCCCUCGACAAGCAGUACCCCGGCAAGUGGGACAUCAACCCGGGCGACGGCGCGUUCUACGGACCGAAGAUCGACAUCACGAUCAGCGACGCGCUCCGGCGGUCGUUCCAAUGCGCGACAAUCCAGCUUGACUUCCAGCUCCCCGAACGCUUCAACCUGAAGUACCGUUCCGCGGACGACGCCUCGGGCGACAAGCCCCCCAGUCGGCCUGUCAUCAUUCACCGAGCGAUCUUGGGCAGUCUGGAGCGGUUCAUCGCUAUCAUCACCGAACAUUUUGCUGGGAAGUGGCCAUUUUGGUUGUCACCCCGGCAAGUAUUGGUCGUGCCGGUCGCGAAUCCCUUCAAAGACUACGCUGCUGAGAUCGCGCAGAAGCUCAACGACCUAGGCGUCUUCGCCGACGUCGACAACGGUGAUAACACUUUGCCCAAGAAAAUCCGCAACGGCGAGAUUGCACAGUACAACUUCAUCCUUGUCGUUGGACAGGCCGAGCUCGAAACGCGCUCCGUGAACGUCCGCAACCGGGACAACGUUGGGACGAAAGGCAGGGAUGAGACCGUUCCGUUGGACGAUAUCAUUCAAAAGCUCGUCACGCUGAAGACGAGCAGGAGUUUGGAGAAUAAGCUUGUUUGAGGCGCAGGUAGAGGACGUUGUGUUGCUGGCUGUCCCUGCUUUGAGUGAAAGACGACGCUGCUGUAUUCAUGACG